GUGAUUGCCGCCAGCGCAUGUCAGUCCCGGAGCCGGCGCGGGUGGCGGGGCGCGCGGCCGGGCUGGCAGCCGCAGGUGGGGCUGCUCACGGCGACGGACCUAGCCCGGGAGCCCCGGAGCCCCGGAGCCCCGCAGCCCCGCAGCCCCGCGGAGAGUGCCCAGGAUGCCCCGCGGGGACUCCGAGCAGGUGCGCUACUGCGCGCGCCUCUCCUACCUCUGGCUCAAGUUCUCGCUGGUCAUCUACUCCACGGUGUUCUGGCUGAUCGGAGCCUUGGUCCUGUCAGUGGGGAUCUACGCAGAGGUGGAACGACAGAAAUAUAAGACCCUUGAAAGCGCCUUUCUGGCCCCGGCCAUCAUCCUUAUCCUUCUGGGGGUCAUCAUGUUCAUUGUCUCCUUCAUUGGCGUGCUGGCUUCCCUCCGUGACAACCUGUGCCUUCUCCAAGCGUUUAUGUACAUCCUUGGGAUUUGCCUCAUAAUUGAGCUCAUCGGUGGCGUGGUGGCCUUGAUCUUCCGGAACCAGACCAUCGACUUUCUGAAUGACAACAUUCGAAGAGGAAUCGAGAACUACUAUGACGAUCUGGACUUCAAAAACAUCAUGGACUUUGUUCAGAAGGAGUUCAAGUGCUGUGGCGGGGAAGACUACCGGGAUUGGAGCAAAAACCAGUACCACGACUGCAGCGCCCCCGGACCGCUGGCCUGUGGGGUGCCCUACACCUGCUGCGUCAGAAACACGCACCGUGGGGUCGGUCCUGUUACUUUACCCACUGCACAGAUGAAGAAGUUGGGGCACCAAGCAUUAGGUGCCUGCCUUGCCCAGGCAAGGGUUUUUGAAGGGCAAAAACCUUUGCCCAGGCAAAGGUUUUUGAAUUUGAAGGGUUGGUGGGGCUGGAAUGAAAUGCCACCAUCAUGGGAACUGUGCUCUGGACUCCUACACGGAGGCGCGGAGAGGGGUCCAGGCCAGGGGGGCCUCGUGGGGCAGCCGGCUCUGCAGCCUUCACUGGGCGGCACCUGGGAAUGGGUGUGGUGAUAUAAAUGCCAGCCACGGCCUCCCCCUGGCAGGACCCCCACUCAGUGCUGUCACCUCCAUGGCCACUUGGGAAGCUGUCCUCUGGAGUCACCACUUACAAAUAAGGGGCUUCGUCAGUCCUCUGUGUUUGACUAAUGUGUCCAAAAACUGCCUGGUUUCUGGAUUGGAAUGAGGUGGCGCGCUUUGCAAUUACUCAUACCCUGAAUAGUCAUGGAAAAUUUCUUUUCGAACAUCUCUGCCAUUCUGCGCCCACUCCUGGAUUCUGUAAACCAAGCAGUUGUCGAUGGGGGUGGGGGCCUCUCCCGUAAGUCAGGGAGCCGGUGCCAAGUGCACCAGCCUUAAAAAAGCCUGGGCCAGGAGGGAAGGUUUGUUUGGAAAUUUUAGCUGCCAUCUUAGGGUAGCUUUCUGGGAAGGGGGAGUGCUGGGGAAGAGCCCAGCGUUUUCAGAGAAGCCCAUGGGGGGCGAUCCUGAACUUCAUCACCCAAGGCAGUGGCACCUGAGUGUCCAAGCCAAGCUGUCCAGGUCAAGCCCUAUGUGUAUUCAUUCACUCAGCAGAUAUUUGUUGAGGGCCUACUAUGUGCCAGAUGUGAUUUUAGUUUCUAGGGGUACAGAAAACACACAGAGAACUCUCUGCAUGGAACUGACAUUCUAGUCAGGAAGACUGACAAGAUAAAAAGUGACAGAUAGUAUGCUCGAAGGCAGUAAAUGCUCAGGAGAAAAAGCAGGGGUGUGGAGGAUUGCAACUAAGAAGGUAGGUUCUCAGUAAAACCCUGAGGGAAGUGAAGGGGUAGGCCAUGUAUAUCUGGGGGACGGGCAUUCCUGGCAAAGAGAACAGCAAGUGCAAAGGCCCUGAGGUAGGAAUUGCCCUGGUGUGUUUGAGAAACAGCACAGAGGCCAAUGUGGCUGGAGCAGAGUGAGCAUGGGGGAGAAAUAGUAGCAGAUUAAGUCAGGGAGGUCCCGGGUACCCUGAAGGCCAUGGUCAGGACUUUGGUAUUCCCAUGAGUGACGAGGAGUCAAAUGAAGGGUUUUGGUAGCUGACUGGCAGAUCUGACUUAGGCUUUACCAGGGUCCCUCUAACUGCUGUGGGGGGUGGGGCAGAGGUGGACCUAGGGAGUCUGGUUAGGAGCUAGCGCAGCGGCCCAUGUCAGGUCAGGCUGUCAGGGAAGCAGGCUCUGAGAUUCUGGUUAGCGAGCAAGAUCUGCAGGAGGAGUCAGGCAGCUGGGUAUCCAGGACAGCCUGUGAUGGAGUUCCAGACUGGGUCCAACAGCCUGAGAACCAGGAGAACUAAUGGUGUCGUUCCUGUCUGAAGGCUGGCAGGCUCAAGAGCCAGGAAGGGCCAGUGCUUCAACUCAGGUCUGCAGUUAGACGGGCAGGAAGAAUUUCCUGUUCCUUGGGGGAGAGGCAGCCCUAUUGUUCUAUUCAGGCCUUCAGGUGAUGGGACGAGGCCCACCCACAGUAGGGAGAGCAAUCUGCUUUACUCAGUCUACUGAUUUAAAUGUUAAUCUCAUUGAAAGACACCGUCACAGAAACACCCAGAAUAAUGUUUGAGUAUCUGGGCACCCCAAGGCCCAGCUAAGUUGACACAUAAAAUAAUAACCACAUGUGACAAUCACCGCAAGGGACUGACAGCUAAGGCUCCUCCUGAUUGGGCUCCCACAGUUGCAGGGCUUCUGGAAAGCUCCUCCCGGCGUCCACCACACCAGCUGGGAGAAGACAGAGGCUUAGUGGAGGUAGAAGAACUUGGUCCAAUUCUGGCUUUGUUUUCCGUAUAAGCCAACAGGAUUUGCUGACAGAUCAGAUGUGGGAGAUGAGGGAAAGAGAAAUCAAGGAGGACUCCCAGGUUUUGGCCCGAGUCAUAAGAAAAGACGGGGCUGCCAUUGCCUGAGAGGGGAGGACAGCAGAGGGCAGGUCUGCGGAGCCUGUGUGAUUUUCCAGCAGGGAGGUCAAAGAGGCACUUGGAUAUAGGGGGGCUGGAGUCUGGGGGAGAAGUCCAGGCCGGGAGUAUAAACGUGGAUGCCCCCCGCAGAGAAGUGGACCGUGAAGCCAGCCUCUGGAUGGGAGCACUGAGGUGGGUUAUCUCUGGUGUCCCACUACAAAACCACCGUGGGUUCUCCUUGUGCCUCCCACCAUGGUUUUGUCUAAAUAGAAAAGAGGGUGUUUCCUGCCUUCAUAGAAUCUGUGUAUGAACUUGUGUAUGAAUCUAUUUAUUGUCACUAUUUCAUUUAGCCACAGAUCUGAAUGAACACACAGAAAAUACAUAGAAGAAAAAAAGGAAAUUUUUAAAAAUCAGAAACUAGAGCCUUGUGCUUGGUGCUUUAGAGCUUCCUGGCAGCCAGAGGAAAAGGGGAGACGUGGUCUGUUACAUG
Messenger RNA from Zalophus californianus (California sea lion), 3393 nucleotides. RefSeq names its product tetraspanin 15 (gene TSPAN15). Bases 164 to 1027 code for a protein of 287 amino acids. The record is from RefSeq and is a predicted model, not a curated record. Gene Ontology annotation, cellular component: membrane. NCBI's taxonomy places the organism in Eukaryota, Metazoa, Chordata, Mammalia, Carnivora, Otariidae. The transcript is spliced from 6 exons.